Funneliformis mosseae is the source of this 417-nucleotide messenger RNA. Lineage: Eukaryota; Fungi; Glomeromycota; Glomeromycetes; Glomerales; Glomeraceae. The record is from the annotation of a GenBank genome assembly.
AUGAAUGUUUCAAAAUUGCGUACGACCAUUAUAUCACAGAUCUCUUUAAAACAUCUCCCCGUUUCUCCUAUACAAACUUUGUAUAAACGUUCUUACUCAGCUGUCAAAUCAUUAGCAUUCGUACGACCUGAAUUAUUCACCCAGCAAAUAGUAUUGACAAAUGGGGCAACGUAUACUUUACGUACGACCUCACCAAAACCUCAAAUUAAAUUGAUAAGGGACACGAGGAAUCAUCCAUUAUGGAACCCAUCAAAGUAUUCGCAAGAGUUGGAUGACGAGAGCGGUCAAUUAAGUAAAUUUAUUAAAAGGUUCGGUGACGAAGAAUAUGAUCUGGAAUUCAUGGAAAGUGAUGAACAAUUACCUGAACUCACCAGUAAAGAUUUGAAAAUGCUUGGUAAAGGAAAGAAAAAGAAAUGA